This is a messenger RNA of Orbicella faveolata, 2537 nucleotides long. RefSeq names its product SUN domain-containing protein 2-like. Gene Ontology annotation, molecular function: protein-membrane adaptor activity. The record is from RefSeq and is a predicted model, not a curated record. NCBI's taxonomy places the organism in Eukaryota, Metazoa, Cnidaria, Anthozoa, Scleractinia, Merulinidae. Gene Ontology annotation, cellular component: meiotic nuclear membrane microtubule tethering complex; nuclear envelope.
AUGAGCGCCCGGCGAUCACGUCGUUCAACCAAGACCAUGGAUAAGGAUGUGAAUCUGUCAGUAAUGAUAGUUAGACUUAACAAUAGCUCACUUUGUUACUUUUCACACCUGUUAGACAGUUUAGAGGAUGUAGAUACUACAAGAAAAACAAAUAGAGCAAGAAAUAGUCUUUUGACAAGUACACCUGACAAAAGGGAAUCGACAGAAAUGGAGAGACGGUCAUCAAGCUCCACUCGAACAGUAAAACGACCAAGUCGACAAGUGAACGAUGACUUCAACGAUAGCAAUAAUAACCUGGAAACUGGCGAGCAAUCGAUUCAUUCCAAAAGUCCGAUUUUAAAUCAUAAUACUUCGAUGUUUGACGAUAAACCCAAACACUUGUAUGGUAAGUACAGGAAUUCUUUUGUGCAUCACAAAACUCAUUGUGGAUACAAUUUCAAUUAUGAACAGCAACAACAUGAAGAGGAUGUAGCUGAGAUCAAACUCUUAAAAAACCGGAUCAGUAAACUGGAACAAAUGCAGUCAAACCAGGGUCUAAAGACGGCUCAAGAUCAUACUUACCAGAAAGUUUUUCUACGUGAUCAGACAGUCCAAUGUGAUGUACAACAAUCGGGAGAAUUAAUGGAACAAGCACUUCGGCGUUGGGAUGCUGACAAGAUUGGCAUCCCUGAUUAUGCGUUAGAAUCCUCAGGUGGUCAGAUACACAGUUCAUAUCACUCUGCUACAUUUGCCAAUGGAGCUCCUCAAGUGUUGGUGUUUGGUGUUCCUCUCUGGUAUGACGUCAAGACACCAAGGGUGGUUAUUCAGCCUGGAAACAACCCUGGAGAAUGUUGGGCUUUUCAAGGAAGUGCUGGCUUUGUCGUGAUCAAGCUUUCUCAGAUGAUCAAACCUUCUUCGUUCACGUUGGAGCACAUGGCAGCAUCUCUGUCCCAGUUUGGCGAUCAAAGUAUUCCAAGCGCUCCCAAAGAGUUCUCUGUCUGGGGCUGGAGUGAUGCUCAUGGUAACGAGAAAACACUGCUUGGCGAGUAUGUUUACGAUCAUAAAGGAUACGCUCUUCAGAGUUUCCCAGUUCAGGCCAGCACAGUCCCAGAAUUUCGAUUUAUUGAACUAAGAGUGCAUUCCAACUAUGGGAACCCUUCCUACACUUGUCUGUACAGAUUUCGAGUCCAUGGUUUGCCUCACAGAAGCAAUACUGACUAACCUACUUUCCACUAAAUUGUGUUACGUUGUAAAUGUAUUAAACAUCUAAAAUAAUAUAGUUUAAAAAGAGCGAUGUCGCGUUAUAUAAGAACGUUGUAUUUUGCGAUGUGUGAAAAAAGAACUUCACAAUAAUAGUUAACUUAUGUAGAGAAACUUGGAUAUAAUAAUUUACCAAAAGAAAAAAGAAAAAGAAAAAACAACGAUGGUUAAAGGGCUAGUGCCUCGGCUGAUAGAUCGUGUUUUAAUAGGUAUGCUGGGAGCUUGCUUUGAACUCGCUUUAUUAUCUUGCAGUAGAAAAGUAAAACGCAAAGAAAUAUCUACUUGAAAGGAAAAAAAUGCCUGGGAACGAGGCUGUUUACUUGUAAUUCUAUGCUUCUUCCCCCCAAAAAAACUGGGUCUAUUGUGCUCUGCCCGAGCUUUUUGUUCAGAUAAUGUGUACAUCUGGUGAAUUAGACUAUAAUACUAAUGUUAGGAUAGUGAGAACUUCGAAUUCCGAUCAUCAGCCUUGGGCACUGCCCCUUUAAGACUGGGGAAGACUGAGACAAUUUCAAACAGCGAGGUUAGUUUGGCUGUAGGUUCCCUUGGCACAGUACAAUCAAUUGCGUUUUGUAAAAAGGCAGAUUUUCAUCGUUUCUACAGACUACAUUUUCAAAUGCCUGUUCAAUUUGGAGGAUCUGGAAAACUAAAAAUUGAGGCUAAAUAGGUCUUGUUUUCGAGGAUAAAAAUUAAAAUUUUACAAGUAAACGCCGUUGUUUUGAUGUAUUUGUUGCAUAUUGACCAUAGAAUCAUCUAGUUCAUCAAGAUUUCGAAUGAACUAACUCACAACAUGAAAACAACAAAAAAAACGUCAGACGUUGCCAUGAUUCUCAAGCAAAUCCCUCCGAGCUCGAAGCAUCCUCUGCAAUAAUUGCCUCCCACAAAAGAGGAUAAGAGAGUUAAUUUCCCAUACGCAUCUGAUAUAAGUCUUAUUUUCAAGGUAAUCCCUCAAGUUAUUUUUAGACAUGGCACCCAAUUCGUUCGCGGAUAAUGUAACCACGCGCGUUUCGCGGAUGUUUUCGUUGAGUAUGAAAAUGCGUGUAAAGUCGCUUGGACUGUCCACGGAAGUCAAACCCACGCACCAGGAUUGGCUAUUUCUAGAUCCUGAACCGAAGUGACCUGAGAAUAACUUCAGAGGGAUUAUCCUAGGAAUAAAGCCUGUAUUGGAGAUUACCUCUCUUACUCUUUCUUCAUCCUGUCUUGUCUCUCGUCAUGUAAAACUGAAGAGGGAUAGAAGUAUGUUAUUCUCCGACUUUUACUGGCAAUUUUUCGACAAACGCACAUUAACAAAUUGACGUCAG